This is a messenger RNA of Aphanomyces astaci, 1104 nucleotides long. RefSeq lists its product as hypothetical. The transcript is spliced from 5 exons. Gene Ontology annotation, cellular component: clathrin adaptor complex; cytoplasmic vesicle. The record is from RefSeq and is a predicted model, not a curated record. Lineage: Eukaryota; Oomycota; Saprolegniomycetes; Saprolegniales; Verrucalvaceae. Bases 34 to 1104 code for a protein of 356 amino acids. Gene Ontology annotation, biological process: vesicle-mediated transport; intracellular protein transport.
GUUUUGCGGUGCGAGCGUGGUCGACAAAGGACGAUGGUACUCAGCGCAGUAUUUAUCACCGACCUGAAGGGGAAGAUCAUCAUCAGCCGCAACUACCGCGGCGACAUCCCCAUGUCCAUCGCGGAAAAGUUCACGCAGUAUGUGACCGAAAAGGACGACAACGAACAGCGGCCCGUGUUCACCAACGACGAGUCCGGCGUUACGUUCGUGUACAUCAAGUACAACAAUCUGUACCUGAUGACCGUGACCAAAGUCAACUCGAACGUGGCGCUCAUGCUCAUGUACCUCAACCGCAUCUGCCAAGUGUUCCAAGAGUACUUUGGCGAGCUGGAGGAAGAAAGCAUCCGCGACAACUUUGUCAUCAUCUUUGAGCUUCUGGACGAAACCAUCGACCACGGGUAUCCGCAGACGACUGAAGCGCGCAUCUUGCGCGAGUACAUCACGCAGGAGGGCCACCGCAUGGAGUCUGCGCCGCGCCCGCCGACGGCAUUGACCAACGCCGUGUCGUGGCGAUCGGAAGGGAUCAAGCAUCGCAAGAACGAAAUCUUUCUGGACGUUGUGGAAAAGCUCAACUUGCUCGUCGCGUCCAACGGGACAGUUCUGCAUUCCGAGAUCCUCGGCGCCGUCAAGAUGAAGUCAUUCUUGAGCGGCAUGCCCGAACUCAAGCUCGGGCUCAACGACAAGAUGCUAUUCGAAGCCACCGGUCGGAGCACUUCGUCCAAGGGCAAGGCGGUCGAGAUGGAGGACAUCAAGUUCCACCAGUGCGUGCGGCUCGCGCGCUUUGAAACCGACCGCACCAUCAGCUUCAUCCCACCAGACGGAGAGUUCGACCUGAUGACGUACCGCCUGCAAACCCACGUCAAGCCGCUGAUCUGGGUCGAGGCGGUUGUGGAGCCCCAUUCCCGCAGCCGCAUCGAGUACAUGGUCAAGACCAAGUCGCAGUUUAAGAGCCGCAGUAUCGCCAACAACGUCGAGAUUGUCAUCCCAGUGCCGCCAGAUGUCGACAGCCCGUCGUUCAAGUGCAGCAUCGGCAGCGUCACCCGCGAAUACCUCAUGCGUGCGCAUUUCGGGUUGCCGUCCAUCUCCAACACCAACACGGUUUGA